Molecule: messenger RNA, 1297 nt
Organism: Dermatophagoides pteronyssinus (European house dust mite)
Lineage: Eukaryota; Metazoa; Arthropoda; Arachnida; Sarcoptiformes; Pyroglyphidae
Biological process (GO): G protein-coupled receptor signaling pathway
Cellular component (GO): plasma membrane
Molecular function (GO): octopamine receptor activity
Source: RefSeq, a predicted model, not a curated record
GUUGAUGAUGGUCUUCGAAAUUCAACAACAACAACAUCAUUAUCUAAUAAAAAUCAAAAUAUUACAAUAACAAUAAUAUUAUCAAUAAUAACAAUAUUUACAAUUGUUGGAAAUUUAAUGGUUAUUUAUGCAAUAUUUAAUUAUCGUCCAUUACAUAAUGUACAAAAUAUGUUUAUGGUAUCAUUAGCUGUUGCUGAUAUUGCUGUUGCCGUAUUAGUAAUGCCAUUCAAUCUUGCCUAUAAUCAAUUAGAUCGUUGGAUAUUUGGUUUACAUUUAUGUGAAAUGUGGUUAACAAGCGAUGUUCUAUGUUGUACAGCAUCGAUACUCAAUUUGUGUGCCAUCGCUCUGGAUCGUUAUCAGGCAAUACACGAUCCAAUAAAUUAUGCACAAAAACGUACAAUGAGACGUGUUUGUACAUCGAUUGGUAUUGUUUGGAUAUUAUCGGCAAUAAUAUCAAUACCACCAUUAAUCGGUUGGAAUGAUUGGCCGGAUGAAUUUAAUGAAGAAACACCAUGUAAAUUAUCGGAAGAAAAAAGUUAUAUAAUUUAUUCAUCAAUGGGUUCAUUUUAUAUACCAUUAUUUAUAAUGACUGUUGUUUAUUUUAAAAUAUUUCAAGCAACAAGAAGACGAUUAAAAGAUCGUGCUAAAGCAAGUGCAAUUGUUAAUUUAGGUAAUUCAAGUCAACAACCAUUAACAACAACACCAUCAUCAACAAAAAAACAACAACAACAUAAUCGUUCAAAUAGUAAAUAUUUGAAAAUGUUCAAACAACAACAACAACAACAACAACAACAACCAUCAAUGAUAACAACUGGAACAACAACAAUAGUUACAAAACCAUUACCAGUAUCAGUGAAAAAAAUAUGGGAAGAAAAGCAAAAAAUUUCAUUAUCACGUGAACGUCGUGCAACAAGAAUUUUAGGCAUUAUUAUGGGUGUAUUCGUUGCUUGUUGGCUUCCAUUCUUUUUAAUGUAUGUUAUAGUGCCUUUUUGUAAAUCAUGUGAAUUAUCACGUGAAACGGUCAAUUUUAUUACAUGGCUUGGAUAUAUGAAUUCAGCUAUAAAUCCGUUAAUUUAUUGUGGAUUUAAUCGCGAUUUUCGUCGUGCAUUUCAAAAAAUUAUUCUCUGUAAAAAUGUAUGAAAAUUCAAUUCAAUUCAUUCAUUCUGCCGGCCAUAUUUAUAAACAUAAGCAAGAAUUCUUUCUCUUUUUGGAUGUUUUCAUCGGAUAAAACAUUUUUCAAACAUUACCACCAUCGAUUAUUAUCUGCUGAUAACCAAAAAAAUUGUUCAACUCAAAA